UCCACGCCUGCUCCGCUGCCAAACACGCCUGAUCUACUCUGGCACUUCCCACGCCACCAACGGGGGCCCAGCUGGCCCAGGACUCGCUGCUCCGUUGCACCAAACACGCAGGCCAAAGCGCAGCUCUCCCGGCCGCCCUACUGUAGAGAUGGUCUAGCUAGUGCCGCUACUGAUGGUUGGUCGGGUUUCCCCGCCGCUGGGUUGAGCGCCCUCCCCCCCAAUUUUUGCAAUGGGGCCAGGCAAUGUCGUGGGAGACCAUCCAGCUUAGGGGCUUAGUGCAUAACUCAUGGCUUGGUGGGAAUGGGGGCCAACAGCACAUCUGUCUGCUCUGGCGUGGGGAGUGGAGCUGGGUCAUCAAGGAGCGGCUUGCUUUGUUGGUUCAUUCAUCGCCCCUUCGGAGCUUUCAUUGUCAGGCGUCUGGGUCUUGCUCUCAGCGUCCGCAGAUCUGCCAUCGGUAUCUAGUUAGUUUGGAUCUAGUCUUGUCUUGGUGUCCCGUUUCUCCUGUGCCCGUUUCCCAACCUGCGUGUGCUUGGUGUCGAAUCAUUCCAUUUGCUCCGUCUGCCUCUUUCUCGUAUCGUGGACGCCAUCUUCCCAGCCAUGAAAUACAGUCCCCACUUGUACAUACGUAUUCAAACAAGAAAAAAAGGGCCUUCCAUCUUGGCGCAGAUGGCCAUCGUCUCCAGCCGCUCCCUAGCUGAUUGCCCCUAAAACGCCGCUAUUCCCAAAUCAAGUAGGGUUGCUCGAAAAAAAAAAAGGCACUAGACGCUGCCCCUGCUCAUGUUGGCACCGCGGUGCUGCUUGAUCACCUCGAGGUCCUCAUCGUAAGUGGCGCCCUCGCCGUCACUCAGGGGCCCUGCGGCCGGCUCCCGCUU
This is a messenger RNA of Ilyonectria robusta, 872 nucleotides long. RefSeq lists its product as uncharacterized. Lineage: Eukaryota; Fungi; Ascomycota; Sordariomycetes; Hypocreales; Nectriaceae. The transcript has a single exon. Bases 243 to 698 code for a protein of 151 amino acids. The record is from RefSeq and is a predicted model, not a curated record.